AUGUCAUCCAACUUACCCGCGGGACUCAGCACGUCUGUGGACAGCACGAAAGUCAAGUAUGCGAAGCUGGGAAACAGCGGUUUGACAGCUCUUCCUCUUCUGAAAGCCGCAUACGACAAGGGGCUCAACACCUGGGACACCGCCAACUGCUACAGCAAUGGCACUUCAGAGGAAAUCAUCGGCAAAGCGCUGCUGAAGUAUGAGAUCCCUCGCGAGAAGGUGAUUAUCUUGACCAAGUGCUUUUGGGGCGUGAGUGAGGAACCCGAAAUUCUGCACUGGAGUAGCAGGGAAUAUUUCGAAGGUGAACCCAAGUACAAAAAUCAGUAUGGUUUAUCGCGGGCUGCAAUCUUCAACCAAGUCGAAGCAUCGUUGAAGAGACUGGGAACGUCAUACAUCGAUCUUCUGCAGAUACAUCGAUUCGACACCACCACAUCAAUUGAAGAGACUAUGAAGGCUCUGCAUGAUCUAGUUCAAUCCGGCAAAGUUCGAUACAUCGGCGCCAGCAGCAUGCUCGCUACGAGAUUUGCACAAAUGCAGCACUGUGCUGAGCGUAACGGUUGGACCAAAUUCAUCAGCAUGCAAAACCAGUACAGUCUGCUCUAUCGCGAGGAAGAGCGAGAGAUGAAUCAGUUUUGCCAGGAUACUGGUGUCGGCUUGAUCCCAUGGGCGCCACUCUUUCGCGGUCAUUUGGCUCGACCUCUGGAGCAGAAGGGUUCUACGAAGAGAAGCGGGUUAGAAGGUGACACUCUCACUGCGGCCGAUGAACGGAUCAUUGAGAGAGUGCAGGAAGUCGCAGGCAGGCGAAAGUGGCCCAUGUCUCACGUCGCUCUCGCAUGGGUCUUGAAUCGAGUGGCGAGCCCCAUUAUUGGCUUCAGCAAGGUCGAGAGGAUCGAUGAGGCUAUUGAGGCUGGUGAAAAGCGCUUGAAUAGUGAGGAGGAGCAUUAUCUCGAGGAGAGUUACAGCCCAAAGCAUUACCAUGUCCCAGAAAUUCUGUAG
This is a messenger RNA of Colletotrichum karsti, 996 nucleotides long. Its product is annotated as putative aldo keto reductase protein. The transcript is spliced from 3 exons. The record is from RefSeq and is a predicted model, not a curated record. Bases 1 to 996 code for a protein of 331 amino acids. NCBI's taxonomy places the organism in Eukaryota, Fungi, Ascomycota, Sordariomycetes, Glomerellales, Glomerellaceae.